AGAGGCCGGGAAGCGGGGCGGCACGGGUCCUCCAAAUGCCAGGGGGCGCUGCCCCUUCCCCGUCCCGCCGCCAGGGCCACCCUGCUCCGGCCUCGGCAGCGCGGUUGCUAAGGAGCUGAGCGGGAGCGCGGCCCGGGGAGCGGGGCCCCGGCGCGGGGUCCGGGAAGAAAUUUCUUUGUGACUCCAUGACUUCAAGAUUUCUAACCAUGCGCCAAUUGACUAUGGCCAUUUUACACCAUCCCAAGUCCCAAAGUAAGGUAUCUAUAUGGUCUUUGACUUUGAUAUUUGGGCUUUCCAAACCCAAAUGCAUAUCCAGAAUAUUCAAAAGGAUAAGUGGUGAAUUAACAAGGUAAGUUUUCUCAGGAAGAUCAAGCUCCCAAGCUUGGUGAGGGGUAUGGACACUCUCAAAAGAUGCCAAGCAAGCCAGUGAUGAUGGAUCCUAAGCAUUCAGUUUCCCAACAAUCAGUAGCCUGUGUGAGUCCACAAUCUGACACAAUGCUAAAAGGAGAAGGGCUGAAGAAUGAUUUGCCUGAAAGGACUGAGCCUUGUGGGAACACUUCAGAGUUUCCUUUCAAUAGACUCUUAAGACUUACGACUGAGGAAAUGAAAUUUAACAUGAAGAUCAAAUCCAUCACCCCCAAACCACCCAGAAAACCAAAGCUGGAGCGAACAUUUUCCUUAGAUGAGAAAGGCUGGAGGAGAAGGCGUUUUAAAACAAGUCACGAAAGUCUGACAGACCCUAAUGAGACAGUUUCAUCUUCUGGCUCCCUAAAAGAGGUGACUCCAAGUCCUCCAACUUUGACUACAUUAGUUCAUGAUGGCAAUCAUACUUCUCUUAAUCUCAACUGCCUACAUAGCACCUCUUUGCAGGAUAUUCCUGAACCAAAAGACAUAGGAAAUAGUACAAAUCCACCUUCCUCCUUGGAAAUUAUUCCUUCCACUGUGAAAAGUGGUUCUCUGGAACUUGUGGAUGGUGUUACAGCUUCAGGAAAUAAACCUAGAUUUUCCAAAAUAUUGCCACCAUUAGCACUUCCCCCUUUGGAAUUGAAUGUAGCAUCUGAAACCCUAAGGACAGCUAAUAAAAUUGACCCAGAUUAUGUAAAUUAUAAACAUCAUGCUCAGAGUAAAUUGCUCAGGCCAGAUAGUAGCCUGAGUGAUGGUAGAUUACAAAGCAGUGUGGUUUGCGAUAACUGUUCCACGACCUCUGUGAAGUCCUCCUUCAGCCUUCUUACACCCAUUCACUCAAAGGAUAUCAGAAGCAGGGCCUAUAUGGAAGGAAGCCUCUUAACAAGUGGUGCCUUGUUGGGAGCAAAUGAACUAACCCGAUACUUUCCAGAUCGGAACAUGGGACUCUUUGUGGCCACAUGGAACAUGCAGGGUCAGAAGGAACUUCCAAAUAACCUGGAUGAUUUUUUAUUACCUUCUGAAGCUGACUAUGUCCAGGACAUGUACGUUUUAGGAGUACAAGAAGGCUGUUCAGACAGGCGGGAAUGGGAGAUCCGGCUUCAGGAAACAUUGGGACCUCACUAUGUAAUGUUGUACUCAGCGGCCCAUGGUGUACUAUACAUGUCAGUAUUUAUAAGACGGGACCUCAUCUGGUUCUGUUCAGAAGUGGAAUAUUCAACAGUAACAACUCGAAUUGUGUCUCAGAUUAAAACCAAAGGGUCAUUGGGAGUCAGUUUCACCUUUUUUGGCACCUCUUUUCUCUUUAUCACAUCUCACUUCACUUCUGGUGAUGGGAAAGUAUCUGAUCGACUGUUAGACUACAGUAAAACUAUCCAAACACUUACACUUCCAAAGAAUGUCCCAGAUACAAACCCAUAUCAAUCUAGUUCUUGUAAUAGGGAGCUAAUGAGCCUUCUAACAUUUGCUUCAGUGGAUGUCACAACUCGAUUUGAUGAAGUAUUCUGGUUUGGAGACUUCAAUUUUCGGCUGAAUGGUGGACGAAUGGCAGUAGAGUCAAUCCUGAAACAGAAUCUGGAGAUGAAUAUGUCAGAACUACUUCAGCAUGACCAGCUUAUUAAAGAAAUGAAGAAAGGAUCAAUUUUCAAGGGGUUCAGGGAAGCAGACAUUCACUUUUUCCCUUCAUAUAAAUUUGAUGUUGGAAAGGACAGCUAUGAUAGCACUUCCAAGCAGAGGACGCCUUCUUAUACAGACCGAGUUGUAUAUAAAAGCCGACAAAAAGAUGACAUCUACCCAGUCAAGUAUUCUUCCUGUCCUGGAAUUAAGACCUCUGAUCACCGCCCAGUAUAUGGUCUGUUCCGAGUAAAAGUGAGACCUGGGAGAGACAACAUUCCUCUAGCUGCUGGCAAAUUUGAUCGAGACCUCUAUUUAUUAGGAAUUAAAAGACGCAUUUCAAGAGAACUUCAAAAGCAGCAAACACUUAAAGACCAAAAAUCCAGUAUGAUUUGUACUAUUUCCUGAGAAAGCUGACCUCUCAAGAACCUGACAAGCCAACAGUAAGGGAAGAUCACCCCAGCAGGCCAAAGGAAUACAUCAAUCUGUGUAUGAAGAAAGCUCGCUGUAAAAUACUAUUCCAUCUUUAGUGACCCAUGAAGACUAUCUUAAAUGUUGCUCUGUUCUCUGUAUCUUACCAAAAAAACUGUAGCACACUGGCUGUGAAAACUCAGUAAUGAUGGGGGAUCUCAUCAGUGUCCCAGGAAGGACAGGUGUUCUGAGAACAAUUUGCAUUCCUUGUAAAUAAAUAAAUCACUUCUCUAUUUGUAGUACUUCCAUUAUGAAUAAGGCAAAUUAUCAUUACUGACAUUUCAGAUAAUUCUAGCAUAUUAAUACAAUCAUUGGCACUCUG
This is a messenger RNA of Sarcophilus harrisii (Tasmanian devil), 2809 nucleotides long. It is a transcript of the gene INPP5E, whose product is annotated as inositol polyphosphate-5-phosphatase E. Gene Ontology annotation, biological process: phosphatidylinositol dephosphorylation. Gene Ontology annotation, molecular function: inositol-polyphosphate 5-phosphatase activity. Lineage: Eukaryota; Metazoa; Chordata; Mammalia; Dasyuromorphia; Dasyuridae. The record is from RefSeq and is a predicted model, not a curated record. The transcript has 11 exons. Bases 412 to 2424 code for a protein of 670 amino acids.